UGUCAUUAAGUUGCAAAUGCAAGGUGUGAACGUCGAAAACGUCGUUCUGUACCGGUAGUCCAAGUUUAUAAACGCAUAUAAUGGCAGCAAUUACUACAUUAAACCCUAAAGCUGAGCUUGCCAGAGCUUCCCAGGCUCUCGCUAUUAAUAUUUCUGGAGCGCGAGGCAUACAAGAUGUGCUUAGAACUAAUCUCGGACCUAAAGGUACCAUGAAAAUGUUGGUUUCAGGAUCUGGAGACCUAAAAAUUACUAAGGAUGGAAAUAUUCUCCUUCAUGAAAUGCAAAUCCAGCAUCCAACAGCAUCCCUGAUAGCCAAAGCUUGCACAGCACAAGACGACAUCAUUGGUGAUGGCACCACCUCCACAGUGCUCAUCAUAGGUGAACUCCUCAAGCAAGCUGACUCCAGGAUACAAGAUGGUCUCCAUCCUAGAAUCAUUGCUGAGGGCUUUGAUAUUGCUAAGCUGAAGGCAAUGGAUGUGCUGAAGAAGAUGAGCAUCCCGUGCCCGGAUUUGACUCGUGAGCAGCUGGAAGCUGUGGCGCACACAGCACUGGCCAGCAAAGUGGCCGCCGUGAUGGCCAAGCAGCUCACCACUGUCUGCUGUGAUGCUGUCGAGGCCAUCAGGAAACCUGAUGCUGAGCUGGACCUGCAUAUGGUUGAGAUCAUGGAAAUGAAGCAUAAAACUGACCUGGACAGCACACUUGUGCGAGGCUUGGUAUUGGAUCAUGGCGGCAGACAUCCUGACAUGCCAAAGAGCGUACACAACGCCUUUGUUCUCACCUGCAACGUCUCUAUGGAGUACGAGAAAACUGAGGUCAACUCGGGCUUCUUCUACAAGAGCGCCGAGGAGCGUGACAAGCUUGUGUCAGCUGAGCGCGAGUUCAUUGAAAAGAGAGUCAAAGCCGUGGUGGAACUAAAGAAGAAAGUCUGCAAGUCCCCUGACCAGUCUUUCGUGGUCAUUAACCAGAAAGGCAUCGAUCCAAUUUCUUUGGAUAUGCUCGCAAAAGAAGGCAUCCUGGGUUUGCGACGAGCGAAGCGGCGUAACAUGGAGCGUUUGGUGCUGGCGUGCGGAGGUGUUGCUGUCAACAGCUUUGAAGAUCUUGAUGAAGCCUCGCUUGGUUAUGCUGGCCAUAUCUACGAACACGUCCUUGGUGAAGAUAAGUACACGUUUGUAGAGGAAGUGAAGAACCCCAAGAGUGUGACAGUGCUGCUCAAGGGGCCGUACAAGCACACGCUGCAGCAGAACAAAGACGCCCUCAGGGAUGGGCUUAGAGCGAUCAAGAACGCCCUCGAGGACAGAGCUCUGGUGCCUGGUGCAGGGGCUUUUGAGUUUGCUUGCUACAACGCGCUGGUGGCCGCCGAGUCUCAAGUCAACGGGCGUGCUCGCUACGGCGUCAGGGCGUUUGCUGAUGCUCUUCUCGUCAUCCCUAAAACCCUGGCACAGAACAGCGGACACGAUGCUCUGGACUGUCUGGUAAAGCUUUCCGAAGGCCAGAAAGUUGCUCCUGAAGGCACCUACGUUGGGCUUGACUUAGAUACUGGAUCUUCCAUGGACCCAGUGGCCACUGGCGUCUAUGACAACUACUGCGUCAAGAGGCACAUGCUUGAUGCUUGCACUGUUAUCGCUCGCAACCUGCUCAUCGUGGACGAGAUCAUGAGAGCUGGCCUGUCGCAGCUCAAAUAAUCCUUGAUACAGUCGAGGUCGCCCGCACGACAACGUCCGCCACGUGAAGAAGUCGACUUUCUCAUCGCCUUCAACGGAACUAACCACUCGCUGUGUCGACUUCAGUUUAGAAAACGUACGGCUGUCCCAGUGCCCCUUACUUCCGUUACUAUUAACACCCUAUGUUUUGUUUUGUCCAUUCCGCCUAUUAAUUGAUCUCCCUAACCAUUGUCUGCACUCGAAUUUAUUUAAUAAAAUGAACGUAACGUG
This is a messenger RNA of Hyalella azteca, 1931 nucleotides long. It is a transcript of the gene CCT6, whose product is annotated as T-complex protein 1 subunit zeta. The record is from RefSeq and is a predicted model, not a curated record. NCBI's taxonomy places the organism in Eukaryota, Metazoa, Arthropoda, Malacostraca, Amphipoda, Hyalellidae. Gene Ontology annotation, cellular component: chaperonin-containing T-complex. The transcript has 12 exons. The coding region runs from base 81 to 1682 and encodes 533 amino acids. Gene Ontology annotation, biological process: protein folding. Gene Ontology annotation, molecular function: ATP-dependent protein folding chaperone; ATP binding; ATP hydrolysis activity.